Molecule: messenger RNA, 1779 nt
Organism: Hyaloperonospora brassicae
Lineage: Eukaryota; Oomycota; Peronosporomycetes; Peronosporales; Peronosporaceae
Source: the annotation of a GenBank genome assembly
AUGACUUCGCUCGCGACGCUCUCGGCGCGCGUCACGGGCUUUGACUUUGCCACGUGCCACACGUACACGACCGUCGUGACGCUCGAGGACUUGUCGUGGACACUGGCGAUUCGGUACCGCAAGUUCUACGCCUUUUACGAGCAGCUCCGGACCGCCGAGCGGAGUUUCAAGGCCGAGUUCCCGCCCAAGAGCAGUCUCUUCUACUCGCCCAAGCCCGAAGAGCGCAAGCCCCGACUCGAUGCGUUUCUGCAGACUGUGAUUGCGUUUUACCUCAAGCGGCGGCAGCCGCGUGUGAUGAAUAAGCUCCUGCGCGAGUUCUUUCAGGUGGACAAGCGCCUGCGGGAGGCCAAGAAGGUGGUGAAGGCUAAAGCCGUGGGGAAAAAGGGGGACAAGAAGGAGGCUGCAGUGGAUGUGGUCCAGCCGAAGGACGGGGAGCAGGUGGAGCUUGUGGACGCUGCUAGUGGAGUGGGUGGGGGGUCGACGAUCACGGACAUUGCAGGGAAAGACAACCAGAAGAGCGAGACGGCGGGUGGAUUGAAGGGGGAAGAGCAGGUCAAGGGGGACGAGAAGGUGGCCGGGGAAGCAAAGGUGGAUGGAGGAAAAGAGGUGGUGGAGAAGGAGGUGGAGAAGAAGACUGAAGCUAAGGUGGAAAAGGAGGCGGAGAAGAAGACUGAAGCUAAGGUGGAGAAGGAGGUGGAGGAGGUGGUCAAGGUGGUCAAGGAAGAAGAGGAGGUGGUGACACAGGUGAAGGGUGAGGAGGUCAAGGGUGAGGAGGUCAAGGGUGAGGAGGUCAAGGGUGAGGAGGUCAAGGAUGAGGAGGUCAAGGAUGAGGAGGUCAAGGGAGGUGGGCAAGUGACGCCGGCGACGACGUCGACGACGACGACGACGAAGACGACGACGACGACCAUAUCGAGUGGAUCGACUGUCGUCGAGACAAACGUGACGAGUCGCCCGUCGCCGACGAAGACGGUGGUGGAUAAGAAGGUGACUAUCACGAGCACGUCGGACGACCCGCACUCGUUCAAGGUGGAGAUGUCGGACAGGAAGAAGUCUGUGGUCACGCUCUUGGCUGCGGCCAAGCAGAUGGUCGAGUCUGCGGAACAAGAGGCCAGCGAGAUGGUGGGGAUGUCGGAACAGAAGAAGUCUGUGGUGACGCUCUUGACUGCAGCCAGGGAGAUGGUCGAGACUGCACAUCAGAGGGCCAAAGACAUGGUCGAGACUGCGGAACUGGAAGUUCAGGACAAGGCGGAGACUGUGAACGAAGAGAUCACGGAGAUUGUAGAGACUGUGAAGAGAUCAAAGGAGACGGUCGAGGCUGUGAAAGAAGAGGCCAAGAAGACGGUCGAGGCUGUGAAAGAAGAGAUCAAGGAGAAGACCGAGUGUGUGAAAGAAGAAGCCAAGGCCAUGGUCGAGACUGUGGAAGAAGAGGCCAAGAAGACGGUCGAGACUGUCAAAAAAGAGGCCAAGGCCAUGGUCGAGACUGUGAAGGAAGGGAUCAAGGAGGUGGUCGAGGAUGUGGAAGAGGAGGUUGAGGACAUGGUCGAGACUGCAGAAGAGAUGGCGAAGAAGAAGAGACGCCACCGCAAGAAAUCGGUCAGUAAGCCUCCGCUCUCAUCCGCUUCGACAGUGAGCGACGGGUUCGAGUCGCCCGAUGGUGUGGACGACGUCGGGCGCGUCUCGGAUCUGUCCGAGUCGCAGAAGAAGGCUCGCAACCAGCGCCGUAAGGAGAAGCGAAAGAAGAAACAGAAGCGACUCCAGUCUCAGGACCUGAAGGCGUAA